UUCUCCCUAAUGAUCACAGGGGGUUCGUUCUGACAGGAGAAACGCUUGGCGAUGAACAGGGUAGAAGAUCCAAAGCUCCCUUGCCUCGUGCUGGACGUAAAGAGGCCGGAGAAGAGAAACAAUUGAUAUCUCCCUCCCCGGAAUUUGGGUCAGGGAGCCUGCCGGAAGUCUGCAACUUGGAUGAGUUUCGACUAUUGGGCGCUGGGAUAUAGAUGUUCAGGCGACGGUGUGACGGUCGCGUGUGUGCACCGUAGGAUGGCAGUGUUGCUGAGUUGGGGUGAGAGCCUGAACGCCUGGUUCUGGAAUCCGGAGGUGUGGCUCAUCCGGGGCUACACGUGGGACUCCCUCGCCCAGGCUGAACAUUUUCAGUAUCCCGUCUUCAGCGACCUGUGGACAUACCCUUUUGCCAUAGCCGCUGCCCUCCUUGUCCUCCGAUACUUCGUCCUCAACCCCUUCGUGUUCACCCCGACGGCCCUCGCCCUGGGCGUCUCCAACAACCAGCAGCGGCCGCCGCCUCCAAACCGAGUCCUUGAGGCGGUGUUCCGACGCCACAGGAAUCACACUCCAGCGGAGGUCAUAUCCAAGGCCGCGCGAGAGAGCGGCUUCAGCGAGCGCAAGGUCGAGAGGUGGCUGAGGCAGCGCGUCGUGUCUGCGAGGUCGACUGAUGUGGAGAAGUUUAACGACUGCGCAUGGCAGGCGCUGUACUACAGCCUGUACUGCGUGAUGGGCUUUGUGGUGCUUUGGGACAAGGCGUGGCUGUGGGACAUCAAGCACUGCUGGUACGACUACCCCGAGCAGAGCGUGGACAACGAUGUUUGGUGGUACUACAUGACGGCGCUCGGCUUCUACUGGUGCAUGACACUCACGCACUCCAUCCAACACCAAAGGAAGGACUCGCUGCAGAUGUUUAUCCACCACGUCCUCACCAUCAUGCUCAUCGUCUUCUCGUGGACGGUCAACUUCGUGCGUCUCGGCUCGCUCGUGCUGAUCGUCCACGAGUGCGCUGACAUCCCCAUGCUGCUUGCCAAGAUGAGCAAGCUCUUCGGGCGUCGGGACCUGAUGGACAAAUUCUUCGUGGUGUUCGUGCUGUUGUGGCUGAGCACGAGGACCGGACUGUUCCCCCUGUGGAUCCUCAACAACUCGCUGUUUGAGGCGCACGUGAUUCUCGAUGUAGAGCUCAUCCCUGUCUAUUACAUCUUCAAUGGGAUGAUGCUUACGCUGUUCUUGAUCCACGUCGUCUGGACGUACCUCAUCCUCAGGAUUCUCGUCACGAAGCUCCUGGACCACAAAUUGGAGGACCUCCGCUCCUCCUCGGACGCCUCGGCUGACGAAGACGAGCGUGCCACCAAGAAGGGCCAGUAACCUCGGGGGUUAUAGUCAUAUUCUGCUGUUUAUGCUUCUUUCACUCACGCUGGAACCAAAGAGAACCAAAGCAGUCACAUUCCACUGCGUAGUUGCGUAGUUAUUUGUGCCAUAUUGUUAGGUUAUCAGUCUACCAGUACCUAGGGGCUGUGAACUUAUUCUUAAUAUGGGAAAUGGCGUUCCCAACUUUGUGUGUGUGUGUGUGUGAUGUGAAGAGCAUUCAGCAAAUAAGUUAGUCUUCAGGAAACCCCUCAGUAAUGUAAGAAGAAAGAUACAUUAGUGGUUCGGCUUCGUCAAAUGGGAGUUUUCAACCGUGGAAGAAAACCUUAGAGCGAAUGUUCGUGGGUGAUGCCGUUUCGUGUGGUGUAUUUUUUGUGUUGGAAGGUUGUCAAAUUACCCCCCCCCCCCGUGCAUUUUUUUCGAUCAUGAGCAUUCAGUGUAUGAUCCACGGGUACUGUUGUGAGCCAUGAUUUCCCUGUGAUUGGGGGACGAGGCCAGCUGAGUCCGCGGAUAUUACCAAUCAUCGGAUCGCUUGUAAAUGGCAGUAACGCUAGUGUGGUGUUGGGGAUGGGACUUUUAUAGUAACUCAUCUUCUUAUGUGCUUCUGUUUAUUUUAUCAUCAACCUUUUUCAGUCACUAUGGGAUGUCAGUUAGUGAAAAAAUGGAGCGAACAUGAUGGCAUGUUACUGUGUCUCCCGAGAACAUGAUUUAUACUCAGCUUAUAAAUGAUAAGCGCCCGUGAGUUUUAGCCAAUCUCCCGUCCUUGUCUCCUGCACUCCCCCCCCCCCCCCAUCGCUCGGUGUCCUCCACUUUUUUUUCCAUUCAUGGAGACCAGACACUAAACCAUCGCUGUUAGUAUUCUUCAGGUUAUCUUUAUAGGAAAUUGGAAGCACGUGAUAUACGAUCCCACCUAAUAGUUAAGGAUAGAGCUCAUAUUUAGACCUCUAAUUAUGUUAAAUAGUGUACUUGGUAGAUACACUAAAUGCCACCAAUGACCCUGGAUGCUUGAACGUCAGGAAAGAGUAAAUGAUCAGUCAGUAAAUCAGUCAAGUCAGUCAAUCAAUCAGUUUGUCAGUCAAUCAAUCAGUUAAUCAGUCAAUCAAUCAGUUAGUCAGUCAUUCAUCAGUCAGUCACCAGUCAGUCAGGGACGCUGAAAAAUGGCUCACCACUAUAUGGCGGAGGUUAAAAUCUUCGUCAUUUGUUUUUUUUUCCAAGUUCCAGUGCGAAAAGCAAAGGAUGAAAUAGCACAAACUAAUAACGUAUGUAUUAGUAAAUUCAUAUUGACUUUGGUUGGUAGUUAUGCAUUGUGCAUUGUUAUGCCAUGUCAACAAAUUUAUAGAUUUUUUAUUAAUAAAGAAAGCUAUUUGU
Penaeus indicus is the source of this 2730-nucleotide messenger RNA. Its product is annotated as ceramide synthase 6-like. The record is from RefSeq and is a predicted model, not a curated record. Gene Ontology annotation, cellular component: membrane. NCBI's taxonomy places the organism in Eukaryota, Metazoa, Arthropoda, Malacostraca, Decapoda, Penaeidae. The coding region runs from base 181 to 1362 and encodes 393 amino acids. The transcript has 2 exons. Gene Ontology annotation, biological process: ceramide biosynthetic process. Gene Ontology annotation, molecular function: sphingosine N-acyltransferase activity.